Mytilus californianus (California mussel) is the source of this 306-nucleotide messenger RNA. RefSeq lists its product as uncharacterized. The record is from RefSeq and is a predicted model, not a curated record. The coding region runs from base 1 to 306 and encodes 101 amino acids. NCBI's taxonomy places the organism in Eukaryota, Metazoa, Mollusca, Bivalvia, Mytilida, Mytilidae. The transcript is spliced from 3 exons.
AUGACAAGUCUGAGUAACUGUACAAGUGACCCAUUUCUGUCAUUAUCUUUUUCAAAUAACUAUACAAAUUACGACUGCCUCAUACCCUUCCCAAAUAACUAUACAAAUUACGACUGCCUCAUAGCCUUCCCAAAUAACUAUACAAAUUACGACUACUAUACAAAUUACGAAUGCCUCAUACCCUGCUUAAAUAACUAUACAAAUUACGACUGCCUCAUACCCUGCCCUAAUAACUAUACAAAUAACGACUGCCUCAUACCCUGCCCAAAUAACUAUACAAAUUACGACUCCUCAUACCCUGCCUAA